UGUUUAUUUUCCCCGGCUUGAAGAAAGCCUGAAGAGGGAAGUGAGGACAGUCGCGUCCCGAGCCGAUCAACAGCUGACUGCAGGGAGAGCAGAGAGCUUCAGAUACGUAUCAAGAUGGAAGAACUACUGGCACCUUUAAGGGAGGCUGUGAGGGAACAGGGCGACUUGGUGCAUCAGUUGAAGGAAAAGGGCGCCAAAGAGCAGGAGCUGAGCAGAGCUGUUGCAGAGCUGAAAGCCCGGAAGAAGAUUCUUGAAGCAAAGGAGCUGGCUUUGCAGCCCAAAGAUGACACGGUGGACAGAGUGAAGAUGGAGGAUACCUUAAAGAGGAGAUUCUUUUACGAUCAGGCCUUUGCUAUCUAUGGAGGUGUGAGCGGCCUGUAUGACUUCGGCCCUGUCGGCUGUGCCCUGAAGAACAACAUCCUGCAGGUUUGGAGGCAGCACUUCAUCCAGGAGGAGCAGAUCCUCGAGAUCGACUGCACCAUGCUGACCCCUGAGCCGGUCCUCAAGACGUCAGGACAUGUGGAUAAAUUUGCAGACUACAUGGUGAAAGAUGCCAAGACCGGGGAGUGCUACCGUGCCGAUCACCUCCUCAAAGGUGACUUUUUCUGA
Cyclopterus lumpus (lumpfish) is the source of this 609-nucleotide messenger RNA. Its product is annotated as glycine--tRNA ligase-like. Gene Ontology annotation, molecular function: ATP binding; glycine-tRNA ligase activity. The record is from RefSeq and is a predicted model, not a curated record. The transcript is spliced from 5 exons. The coding region runs from base 115 to 609 and encodes 164 amino acids. Gene Ontology annotation, cellular component: cytoplasm; mitochondrion. Gene Ontology annotation, biological process: mitochondrial glycyl-tRNA aminoacylation. Lineage: Eukaryota; Metazoa; Chordata; Actinopteri; Perciformes; Cyclopteridae.